UUUCAAUAAUUCAAAAAAAAAGCCACUUGCGAAAAUUAAACAGGAUUCUAUUGGCAUGCUAACAUGAACACUGCCGUUCUUCUCCUUUUCCUUUCAAGAGGAACUUAUCAAUGCUUGUAUACCAACGCAACAAGUUGAAACCACGACCACCACAACUACGAUGGAACCUGUCACUACUACUUGUAACUUUUUAAAAUCUUAUCGAGAGGAGGCUUUUAAAGUUCAAACUAAUUCGCAAGAUAUCAAGAUAACAACAUUUCUACUCCUGUUUCAACUUGUUUUGACUGCAAACAAAAUCUUAUAGUUAGUUUCUCGAAAGAAAAUCCUUCAAUUCUUCUGAAUUUCCAGUUCCAUGUCCAACUGGAUGAAAACAAUUCGAGAGGCCUAGUGGAACAUGGUGUAUCCAGAUAUUUAUUGCUUCUGGGUGUCGCGCGGAUGCGGAUAGCGCUUGUGCUGCACAAGGAGCAGUCGUCAGUGGAAUUCAGAAUCAAGCGGAAUUAGACUUCAUGACUGCUUCGUUUUUAUCUUUGCCUGGUUCAAUGAUGAAUUUUAUAUGGAUUGGCGCUAAAAGGACAACCGCGUGUACUGGGAUGAUGUUGACAGCAACAUGCACCAAACUAAAUUCUUUCGAAUGGACAGACGGCUCAACGACAGGCACCGAUGGAUUUAUUUGGGAGACUGGAGAACCAAACAAUGCAUCGUCGAUGGAAGACUGUAUCGCUGUGGACGCAGUGACGGGGGGUUUGGGUGAUCAAUUAUGCAGUAGAACUGAUUUCACUGGAUAUGCAUGUGGAAAAGCACCAUAAUAAA
This is a messenger RNA of Caenorhabditis elegans, 810 nucleotides long. The record is from the annotation of a RefSeq genome assembly. Lineage: Eukaryota; Metazoa; Nematoda; Chromadorea; Rhabditida; Rhabditidae.